Molecule: messenger RNA, 3986 nt
Organism: Dunckerocampus dactyliophorus (ringed pipefish)
Lineage: Eukaryota; Metazoa; Chordata; Actinopteri; Syngnathiformes; Syngnathidae
Gene: eml3
Product: EMAP like 3
Exons: 24
Coding region: 385-3387 (1000 amino acids)
Biological process (GO): microtubule cytoskeleton organization
Cellular component (GO): mitotic spindle
Molecular function (GO): microtubule binding
Source: RefSeq, a predicted model, not a curated record
AGCAAGAAAGCUACAAACACGAAAGGUGCUUGGCUAAAUAACUGCUUUAAAAAAGUUUUGAGACUCGGUGCGAGAAAUAGCGUAACUGUGUUAUCGGCUGCUUUUAGUAUUUACAGUGAAUUAUUGUGAAGGCUGUCAGCUUGAAGUUCAGUUCCCCCUGCCUUUCGUCUUCUGCUCUGACACUCCUCUCCGAGCAUGGGAAGCACACCUCACUCUGGACCCCUCUAGAGUCUCUGUUCGCUUUUCAAACUUCACUACAUGGAGUCCUCAACCAACAGUCUGGUUGUUGGGGUGGACCACCUGCUUGCUGCCAGGGGACCACUCCUGUCUGCUUAAAACGCUCAAGAAAGUGUGAGGGAUACCACGUUCGCCCUGACUGUCAACAUGCAGGAAACAGAGUACACAAGAUAUGAUGUGUCCGCGGACGGCAGCGGGGAGUUCACCGACCGAGCGUGCGUAAUGGAGACGCGUCUUCAGGCCCACGAGGACGAGAUCACGCUGCUCAAAUCCUCACUGGCGGACGCCCUGCGCAGGAUCCACCUGCAUGAGCAGCUUCUCCCUGUACUCAAACAGCAGCUCAUUGCAGUAAACCCUGCUGCUGCCAGAAUCAUCAACCAAGUCUCCUGCCAUGAUACAUGUUCUUCCAUCUAUGGAGUACGCCAACCUCAUGCCAGCCAAUCAGCACAGAUUGUUGUGAGCAGUACAAAUGGCCACACAGUUCCAGCAGAACCCAGACCAGCCACUGUUGACAGGUCCAGUCAGACAGAAGCCAUCAAGACGGGGCUGGAUGGAGGCCAGGGCAGGGUGUCGUUAUCCGGGCGGGUGCAGAGCCUCCACCUGGAGGACGCCCUCCUACCGCACGUGUCAGUGGCGGAAGGGACGCGGGCUAAGCUGAACCGGGUCCCUGGUAUGGAGGUGGACGAGGAGGACAUGGAAGACGAUGAGGAAGAAGGAGGAGUUGGGGAGCAGGACAAGGAGUUGAGUUGGAUUUCGACAGUGGAGGAGCCCAUUCAGGCUACCACCAUCAUCAGCCUCCAAGAUGGAAGACGUUCUCCGGAAGAUGCUGACUUUUUACCAGCUUCAAGCAGACCUUCAGAUCAGAACUCCGGCCCCUCGUCCAGUCCUCUGUCUCCCAUCCAGGAAGGACGGAAGCAACCGCUGGUGAGAACCAACAGCGAGAAACUGGCGAACCGGAAGAGGCAGGUCAGACAUCUGGACAAGAAAGCCGCGUCCUCGGCCAACCUCCUGAACCGCUCGCCAAGCUUGGAGAAUCGUGCCAGGGAACUUAUCGCCAGUGCAGGCUCCAGAAGAGGAACUUACAGUCAAGAACAGUCCAUCAAGAUGUUCAUCCGUGGCCGUCCCAUAACCAUGUACAUCCCCUCCAACAUCCAGAAUUACGAAGAGCUGAAGAUGGAGCCGCCCUCUGAGAGACUGGAGCUGGACUGGGUCUAUGGUUAUCGGGGAAGGGACUGUCGUGCCAACCUGUACUUCCUCCCGACGGGCGAGGCGGUCUACUUCACAGCCUGUGUUAUUGUCCUGUACCACAUCAACAAGCGCACGCAACGCCACUACCGCAAACACACUGAUUGUGUUCGCUGUCUCACACUGCAUCCUGAUAAGGUGCGAAUAGCAUCAGGCCAAACAGCGGGCGUGGAUAAAGACGGCAAGCCCCUGCAGCCAUGUAUUCAUAUUUGGGACUCGGCCACUUUGGUAACCCUGCAGCAAAUCGGACUUGGAACUUUCCAGAGAGGAGUAGGAUCUGUUGCCUUUUCCACAAUGGAUUCCGGAGUUUUCCUGUGCGUGAUUGAUGACUCCAAUGAACACAUGUUGUCAGUAUGGGACUGCACCAAAGGCACCAAGCAAGCGGAGAUAAAGACCACCAACGAAGCUGUGUUCGCCGUGGAGUUCCACCCUGGUGACAGCAGCAACAUCAUCACCUGUGGUAAAUCCCACGUCUACUUCUGGAAUCUGAACGCCGGCCAGUUCACCAAGAAGCAAGGCAUCUUUGGAAAAUACAAGAAGCCCAAGUUUAUCCAGUGCUUUGUGUUCAGCCUGACUGGUGAGGUUCUGACUGGAGAUUCAGAGGGGAACAUCCUGACAUGGGGCAAGUCUGCCGCAGAUAUCAAAACUCUUGGCAAAGGAGCCAAAGAAACCCUGCAGAUUAUGCGACAGACCAGAGCGCAUGAAGGCAGCGUGUUUACCCUCUGCAACCUGCAGGGUGGUGGUCUGCUCAGCGGCGGCAGCAGAGACCGCAAGAUCAUCCGCUGGAGUGCAGACCUGGCCCCCGAGCGAGAGUGUGAGAUCCCGGAGAAGUUUGGGGCGGUCCGCACCAUUGCUGAUAUGGACGGAGAGGAAGUGUUAGUUGGAACGACAAGAAACGCUAUCCUCAGAGGCACCUUCUCUGACGGAUUUGUGGCCAUUGUGCAAGGUCAUGUCGACGAGAUGUGGGGGCUGGCGACGCAUCCUUCCAUCAACGUCUUCCUCUCCUGUGGCCACGACAGGCAGGUGUGUGUAUGGAACACUGAGGAACACAAGCUGGACUGGUCCAUCACCCUGGAGGAAUAUGGCCUGUGUGCUGAUUUCUGCCCAAAUGGAUCAGUGGUUUCAGUUGGCCUUAACACAGGAAGAUGGGUGGCUCUGGACCUGCUAACCACGGAGGUAAUCUCUGAGUCCGUUGACGGGAACGAGCAGCUGUCCGUCAUGAGGUACUCUCCAGAUGGCAGCUGUCUGGCUGUGGGCUCUCAUGACAACUUCAUCUACAUCUACAACGUAACAGAAAGUGGGCGACGCUACACUCGGUUUGGGAGGUGCAAUGGCCACUCCAGCUUCAUAACUCAUUUGGAUUGGUCCAAAGAUGGGAGGUACAUUAUGUCUAAUUCAGGGGACUACGAGAUCCUCUACUGGGACAUUGCUGCAGGCUGCAAACUGUUGAGGAAUCGCUUUGAGAGCAAAGACAGGGAAUGGGCCUCCUACACCUGCGUGCUGGGCUUCCACGUCAUGGGUGAGGGAUCAAACAGGAGGAAUGGCAUCGCUGUCAAUGUGUGGAAAGUCACUGCUGGCUGUUCUGCUGCAGGUGUGUGGUUGGAGGGCUCCGACGGCACAGACAUCAACGCGCUGUGUCGCUCCCACAGCGAGCGCGUGGUGGCAGUGGCCGACGACUUCUGCAAAGUCCAUCUCUUCCAGUACCCCUGUCCCAAACCAAAGGCGCCCAGCCACAGGUACGAGGGCCACGGCAGCCACGUCACCAACGUGCGCUUCACCCACAGCGACUCCCACCUGCUCUCCAUGGGCGGCAAGGACACGUGCAUCCUCCAGUGGAGAGUGAUUCGGCCGACCUCGACCUCAUCGACCGCUGCCAGCUCUCCAGAACCUGCCAGCAGCAGCUAGAGCAAGGAAAGACAGAAGCGAUUCCAAGCAGAACAAGAAGAAGAAGAGCAGCAACAUACAUGAAGCCAGUGGACAGCUGCCAGAGUUGCACACAUGUACAGAAGGCCUCUAAAGCACUAGCAUCUAUAAGAAAUGCGAGUGGAACUGGAACAUCAUGUCCUUUCUUAAAAAACGAAAUGCAAAAUGUGACUAUUGAGAGAACAUUCUUGAGUUUUUAUCCAUCUCAUGCUUUGCCGUGGUGUAUGACACUGUAAUUGAUCUACUAUAUUUCUACAAUGUGUUAUAUAUUUUAACUGUUUGGUGAAUGUAGGCUGCCUUUAUGCUUACAUCAGAGAUAUCCAAAGUACGGCCUGGGGGCCAUUCUUGGCCCGCAGCUAGUUUUUUAUUGGUUCUCUGCACUUGCUAAAAAUAGAAUGAAUUCAUUAUUAAUAGGAGAUAUUAUUAAAUAUUGCCCUAAUUUGCUUUUUCACCUUAAACACAAAAGGUAGGAUGUUGAUUGUAGUAGCUUACCAUACACUGACCUACAAAAUCUACCAAAGCGGCCCCCCCUGUGUCCUUUAAUUUUUUCUCUAUGCAUUAAAGGUGGUGUCCCUCUUCAA